Messenger RNA from Fusarium falciforme, 1752 nucleotides. Its product is annotated as Fungal-trans domain-containing protein. NCBI's taxonomy places the organism in Eukaryota, Fungi, Ascomycota, Sordariomycetes, Hypocreales, Nectriaceae. The record is from RefSeq and is a predicted model, not a curated record. The transcript has a single exon. The coding region runs from base 1 to 1752 and encodes 583 amino acids.
AUGCCGCCCCUGGGCUCUGCCCUGGCUAUCCUGCGCAGGGCCAAAUUCGCCGACCUCCCUCUUCAGAUGAUACAGAGGCCCUAUGGACAGUUCUUAGAGUCAUCGGUUGCCCGUCAGCCAGGGGCGACCUUUGACGUCCCGGAGCGAACUGCGCAUCCUGUUCUGAUAGCCCGCAGUCUCUUGCAGAUUGCGCUCAGCUUGCAGCUCUUGUCCAACACGGGGAGUGCGCGAUCGCUCCAGUCAGCCAAGGGGGCUUCGCAUCGCUAUUUCGAAGCCGCCACCCAAUAUGUCACUUCACAGGAUCUGCUGCUCGGCUCGUACGACGGCCUUGAGACGCUCAUGUUAGAGGGUCUUUACCAAAUCAAUGAGGGAAAUCUACGACAGGGCUGGCUCGCGUUCCGUAGAGCGAUAGGGAUCGCUCAAGUUAUGAAAGUGCCGAUCCAGUCCCAGAAAGAAGAAGAAGAAGAUGAUGAAUCGGAACCAGACCCCAGCAUCAACCAGGUAUUGACGAAGUCUCAGUUCCUGUGGUUUCGCCUCAACUACAGCGACCGUUUCCUCUCGCUCAUGCUUGGACUUCCGUUCGCUGCCGCUGACGAUAGCUUCGUUUCUUCAAGGGUAAUGGCGGCAGACGUGCCAGUGGGAAGAUUGGAGCGGAUGCACACCAUCAUUAUGGGCCGCCUCAUCUCCAGGAAUCAACGCAUCUCCGCCGCACACCAUCUCACACAGGCGCUCCAGAGCGAACUGGAGGAGACUGACAGCAUUGAUCAGGAACUUCAGCGAGUCUUGCGCCAGUUCCCCGGGCAUUGGUGGCUCUCGCCUCACUUGUGCGACCUAACCACCGGCGCAAUAGACUCCCUCGAGGAGACUUCCAGGCUUCUGGCCCAGGUGAAUCAGGCUAACCUCCUUCUCCUCCUCCACCUACCAUAUGCUAUCCAGGGCUUCUCAUCUAGCCCACAGCUUGACUACGCUUAUAACAUUCACAACACAAUAAAAGCGAGCCGGGACGUAUUAAGUCGAUUCGUCCUCUACCGGAAAUUCAACCAGGUACCCUCCUGCUGCCGCGCAGUCGACUCAAAGGCCCUCACCGCUUCGGCGAGCCUGGUCUUGGCGCACCUGGACGGACACCGUCUCGGCCGUGCUAAUGUGCUCAUGCACCAGCGAUUGGAGGAUCUAGGGCUGGUUCAGAUGGCAAUCAAGAGCAUCGAGGGGCUGGUGGCGCUAUCGCCCAGAUCUCAGGGUGAGAUUGAGGCCCGUGUGCUGAAAGGACUGCUGGAUAUUGAGGCUCGCGCGGCUGAUGGCGUCUUGCAUACGAUACAUAUCGACGAAUGGGGAUCAGGAGGGGAAUGCUACGUGUUCGAGGAGGGUGAAACUCUUGAUUUUAGGGCACCGUAUUUUGGGAGAGUCCGGAUCGAGCCCCUGGAAGUGAGGCCCAACCCCAGAGCGGCGGCACCUGCUGGGCCUUUGGACCGGCAGUUUGGCAUAGCGACGAGCACUAGCAGCAGCGAAGAAAUCGAAGCGUGGCCGCCACUGCAGAGUGUAGCGCCCGGGAAUGCCGUGGCCUCCCUUGCAGGAUUGUUCCCGGGCAUGGGCCCGUUGACAGGUGAGGUAGAUAUUCAUGUUCCGGAGACGACCUGGGUGAGUGCUGCAAGUUUUACAGCCACAGAACUAACUGAGGGGGGGUUUCCAUACUUGGCCGACGGGGCUGGGUGCAUGAGCGCUCCAGGGCUUGGCGGCAUUUGGCUUGACGACUGA